Diabrotica balteata is the source of this 2114-nucleotide messenger RNA. Lineage: Eukaryota; Metazoa; Arthropoda; Insecta; Coleoptera; Chrysomelidae. The record is from the annotation of a GenBank genome assembly.
AUCAUGGCCACUUGUCUUCCUUCUUAUCUGUCACUGUCAUUACAAAUCCCCAAAAAAUCCAAAGUUCUUAAAUUAUCUUCUAACCAAUUUAGUUACAUUUUUUACUGACUCACGUUAUUGUUAUACUUUUAAAAAGUCUAAACCGUCAUAUAUUAUCAUUGUGACAUGAUAUUAGUGUAAAGUUUUACUUUAAUAUAAUUACAAUGAGUGCAGCUCAGAAAGAGGUUAAUGGGGCUCCUCCUGGCGAGAUAACAGCAAGCAAUGAAGAACCUGGAGUUGCACAAAAUGAUGCUGCUCAACAAAGAGCGCCAACAAAAAUGGAAUCCUUUCUGGCUGUAGUUAAAUCUCUCAUAAUAAGAGCAAUGAUCAUGUAUUUUAUAUUCUCAUUCUUUAGAAGUCCGCAACCGCAAAAGCCAACAAAUGAUCAAGGAGUAAAAAUGCCACAAACUGCAGCCAGAAACAUAUUUCCAGAUGGCACAAUAAUGAAUCUGUAUAUUUAUUUAUCAGAAAAUGAAACAAUGGAUAAUUAUAGUCCUUCCAAUGUUUUCUGGUACAAAGAAGGGCUUAAAUAUGGAGACUGGACAUCAGGAAAGGAUAAAGAUGGAUCUUAUACAAUAGAAAAACAAGUCCCAAUCACUGCACAUAUGAAAAACAAUGGUUCCUUAUUCAUACAUGCAUAUCUAGUCAGGUCUGGAUACAGUCCUGAUCCUGAAGCUAAAAAUUUUGCAAAAAAUCAAAUGUCAUCAGUCAUGAAGCAAUUAAAUAGAUAUAAGAAGCUCAAAGCAAGUGGUACAAAAAAUCUCUUGACCGGCGAAACCGAAAAGGAAAUAGUUGAAGAUGGAAAAAUAAUAUCCCACUGGCAUCCAAACUUUACAUUAAAUCUGGUGACUGAUCAAACUUUGUGGAAUUAUGGUGGAGUGCCGGUCCCUCUAGAUCAGUUUAUCCGGUUCACAGAUGAUGGAAAGCAAUAUAAACCAGUGUUAUUUGCGAACGACUUUUGGAACAUGGCUCGUGAUUAUAAACCUUUAAAUGACACUUAUUCACUUCAAAUUACAUUCCAGCCAUUGAGCUUGUUCAAAUGGCAACUUUACGCCGCACAACAUAUGAGACAGAGUUGGAAUGUGUGGGGUGAUGAACAGACACAGUCCGACGAAGAACAAGACACGCUUAAAGAAACCUUGAUGGAUACUAAUCCUUAUCUUUUAGGCAUCACUAUCGCGGUGUCGAUCGUUCACUCUGUUUUCGAACUUCUUGCUUUUAAGAAUGAUAUUCAAUUUUGGAACAACAGAAAUUCUUUGGAAGGUUUGUCUGUUAGGUCCGUAUUCUUUGGAGUGUUUCAAUCUCUAGUUGUUUUGCUGUACGUUUUAGACAACGAAACAAACACAUUGAUACGAGUUUCCUGUUUAGUAGGUUUGGGUAUAGAAUUUUGGAAGAUAUGGAAAGUAGUAGAUAUAAAAUUCGAAAAUGGUAGAUUAACAUUUAAAGAUAAGAGUUCUUAUGUCCAAUCUAGUACAAAAGUAUAUGAUAAGUUAGCAUUUAAAUACCUAUCGUGGGUUUGCUUUCCAUUAUUCGCGUGCUAUAGUGGAUACGCACUUAUUUAUCUCGAACAUAAAGGUUGGUACUCUUUUGUAUUAGAUCUUCUCUAUGGAUACUUGUUAACGUUUGGUUUUAUAAUGAUGACUCCCCAAUUGUUUAUAAACUAUAAACUGAAAUCAGUAGCCCAUUUACCAUGGAGAAUGUUAACUUACAAGUUUUUGAAUACUUUUAUAGAUGAUAUGUUUGCUUUCGUUAUUAAAAUGCCAACUAUGUACAGGAUUGGUUGUUUCAGAGACGACAUUAUAUUCUUGAUAUAUUUAUAUCAAAGAUACAUAUAUCCUGUAGAUAAAACUCGUGUUAAUGAGUACGGCUAUAAGGCAGAACAAGAAGAAAACCAAAAGAGUAUUACCGAGAAUUCAGACCAAAGUGUGAGUGAAGCAAAGAAAGAUAAAUAGGUUGUUUGUGUAAAGUAGCGUGUACUACUUGUCUUCUUAUUUUAGGCUUAAAAGAACUGUUGUUUAAAUUAAUUGUAUCUAAUGCAAAUAUUUAAAAUAAAUGUGAUAAACAGUUUGCUCUUA